Molecule: messenger RNA, 1662 nt
Organism: Miscanthus lutarioriparius
Lineage: Eukaryota; Viridiplantae; Streptophyta; Magnoliopsida; Poales; Poaceae
Source: the annotation of a GenBank genome assembly
AUGGGUGGUUGCUACUCCGUCAUUGCGGCCACCAAGCUGAAGAUGCUGCGCCGCGGAGGCCGUGGUGCCGCUGCCGUCCUCCCCGUCACCAGCCACGACGGCCCAUGCUGCUCCCCCGACCACGACAGCGUCAGCGUCACAGGCAAGGAGAGGAAGAAGAAGGGCGGCAGGAAGGGCAGGAAGCAGGCCUCCAUCCUGGGCGACGCCGGCACCGUCGACCCGGACUUCUCGCGGCGGUACCGGCUCGGCGCGGAGCUCGGGCGAGGCGAGUUCGGCGUCACGCGGCGGUGCGAGGACGCCGCCACGGGGGAGGCCCUGGCGUGCAAGACGCUCCGGCGGAAGCGGCUGCUCCUGCGGCGCGCCGGGCCCGACGCGGACGACGUGCGGCGCGAGGUGGAGAUCACGCGUCGCAUGUCGGAGGUGGGCGGGGGCAGGGUGGCGUGCCUGCGCGAGGCGUGCGAGGACGACGACGGCGUGCACCUCGUCAUGGAGCUCUGCGAGGGCGGCGAGCUCUUCGACCGCAUCUUCGAGCGCGAUCACUACUCCGAGCGCGCCGCCGCCAAGCUCGCCCGCACCAUCGUCGAGGUCGUGCAGCUGUGCCACGAGAACGGAGUGAUGCACAGGGACCUGAAGCCGGAGAACUUCCUGUUCGUAAACAAGUCGGAGGAGUCGCCUCUCAAGGCCAUCGACUUCGGCCUCUCCGUGUACUUCAAGCCUGGGGAUCGGUUCACCGAAGUGGUUGGCAGCGGGUGUUACAUGGCUCCAGAGGUUCUCAAGAGAAGCUAUGGGCCAGAGAUAGACGUGUGGAGCGCUGGUGUCAUCCUGCACAUCCUUCUCUGCGGGUUCCCUCCGUUCUGGGGAGACUCCGAUGAGAAAAUUGCACAGUCGAUACUACGGGGAGUAAUUAGCUUACAGAAGGAUCCAUGGCCCAAGGUCUCCCAGAGUGCCAAGGAUCUUGUCAAGAAGAUGCUUGACCCAGAUCCUUGUACACGGUUGACGGCAAAGCAAGUCCUUGAGCAUCCUUGGCUCAAGAAUGCUGAUAAGGCUUCAAAUGUGUCACUCGGAGAGGUUGUUCGGUCGAGGCUCAAGCAGUUCUCGUCUAUGAACAAGUUUAAGAAGAAGGCACUCGGAGUCGUCGCCAUGAAUUUACCAAGGGAAGAGAUUGACAAAUACAAUCAGAUGUUCCAUACCAUGGACAAGGACAAUGACGGUAAUUUGUCACUUGAAGAGCUGAAGGAGGGUUUCCGGAUAAACGGUCAUCCUGUUCCAGAGGAAGAGAUAAAGAUGCUGUUACAAGCCGGUGAUAUACAUGGAAGUGGCACAUUAGAUUGUGAGGAAUUUGUAACAGUCUUACUUCACAUUAAAAAGAUGAGUAAUAACGAGUAUCUACCUAAAGCUUUCAAGUUCUUCGACAAAGACGGGAAUGGUUUUAUUGAAAUGGCUGAGUUGAUGGAGGCUCUAGGUGAUGGUGAACUAAAGCCUAAUGAACAAGUGGUUAACGACAUUAUCCGUGAGGUCGACAAGGAUAAGGAUGGUCGUAUCAGCUAUCUAGAGUUUGAAUUGAUGAUGAAGGGUGGAUCAGACUGGAGGAAUGCUUCUAGACGGUACUCAAGAGAAAAUUUCAGUAGCCUCAGUCGAAGGCUGUGCAAAGAUACUUUAUGA